AUGGCACGCUUCGUGAGAAUAUUUGCGCACCCUGUCCACUUUUCGAGCUCAUCUCGAUCUUCAAUUCCAGUUUUCCGAUCCCUAUGGCAUCAAAAGCUCGACUCCGUGUCUUUUACGCGGCUGGGCACUACAAUGUCCAAGAAACAUCGCGUCGAGUAUGACUGGAUCAAGGGUGUGGAGAAACUUGAAGAAUACCAGCCUGGGGGUUAUCACCCAAUCAUGGUCGAUGACGUGCUACAUGGCCGUUAUAUAAUUGCAGACAAACUUGGCUUUGGGGCCUAUUCGACGGUUUGGCUUGCCCGAGAUGCUUAUCUAAACCGAUAUGUUACUCUCAAGGUCUGCAUAGCUGACUCGAUUCAGCACGAGACGAAAGUCCUUAGGGCGUUGUCUGCUCAGCAUUCGUCUUCUUCACCGGUAUAUCACGGCCGUCAUUUAGUACCUGUCUUUCUACAUGAAUUCGAAGUGCAAGGUCCCAAUGGAAAGCAUAUAUGCUACACCGUGGACCCUGCACAAUGUAACCUCAGAGAGGUCUCUUUUAAUCGUCUUUUCCCUCUCGAAGUUGCUCGAGCACUAUCAUAUCGACUAGUACAGGCUGUUGCUUAUACACAUUCACGAGGCUAUGUUCAUGGAGAUAUUCAUUUGAACAACAUUUUGGUCAAAGCCCCAUCCAGUUUCGAUGAGCUUUCUAUCAAGAAAUUCUAUGAAACAUUUGGCGAGCCUGAGACAGUCCCUGUCACACGACGUGACGGAGAACCAUUAUCACCCAAUGUCCCGGCUAAAGCUGUUGUGCCGUUGUUCCUAGGGAAAUACGCGGAGAAAUUCUCGUCAUCCGACGCACACCCGCUUCUGAGUGACUUUGGUGAAGCGUUUUCCCCCGCUUCAGAUAUUCGUCUUGGGAAAGACUGCCAUACGCCAAUCGCGUUUCGAGCUCCAGAAGCCAAGUUCGAAUCGCGGAUCUCGCUCGCAUUUCCCUCAGAUAUCUGGAGUCUAGCUACGGCAAUCUGGGAGAUUAUUGGAAUGAUGGCCAUCUUUAGCACCGAUUUUAUGGAUGAGGAUGAGAUAGCGGCCCAGCAUGUCGAUGUAUUAGGGCCUAUGCCACCGGAAUGGUGGCAGCGCUGGGAAGGACGAGCCCGGUUUUUCCAUGAGGAUGCAUAUCCAAAGGAGUCCUAUAUGGAAAAUAAAUGGCCUCCUCUGGAGGAAUCAUUUGAGAUCGGUGUGCAGAAAUGGAGACGGAAAAUGGGAGGCGAAAUUGAGGAAGAGGAGAAAGCCGCGUUUCUGGAUUUGAUGCGUCGGAUGCUGUCAUUUAGGCCAGAAGAGCGACCGACUGCUGAAGAGGUGCUAAUGUCAGAUUGGAUGGUCAAAUGGGCAUUGCCUGAUUGCGAGCGGAACUAA
Penicillium robsamsonii is the source of this 1392-nucleotide messenger RNA. RefSeq lists its product as uncharacterized. Lineage: Eukaryota; Fungi; Ascomycota; Eurotiomycetes; Eurotiales; Aspergillaceae. The record is from RefSeq and is a predicted model, not a curated record. Gene Ontology annotation, molecular function: ATP binding; protein kinase activity. The coding region runs from base 1 to 1392 and encodes 463 amino acids. The transcript has 2 exons. Gene Ontology annotation, biological process: protein phosphorylation; regulation of mRNA processing; spliceosomal complex assembly.